AUGCCUCAGCACAACGAUUCACACCAACAAAUCACCAUAAGUCAGGCCGACCUGGCCGCUGCUAUACAGCAGGCUGUACAGACAGCUUUACGACAAGCUGGACCGCCUCAGCUACCAUCUACACCAGGCCAAGGGUCGUAUAGCCCCAUGAUACCCGGCACGACCCAUAAUACCGCAAAUAAUGAUAAUACAGGUCCUUUUCAUAAUCGAUUUCCUCCCGCUCCUUCCAUUACCCACAGCCCGCAUAGCUAUGGUCAGCUACCCCAACAUAGCACCAUUUCUGCUCUGCAAACGCUCCGCAACAUGCCAGGGCAUACCCCCCCAGGAAUUAGUCGAAACACCAUCCAGAACUUUAAUUCAAUCAACCCCUCCUCCGCUUCGUCUUCGUCCCAGAACAUCCGACCAGGCUCUCCUUUCGCUUCCUAUCUCACCAGUGGCCGCAAAGGGAAAGCUCCGGCCCGCCAAACACAGAUUACACCUGGUCCUCCCGUCUCAAUUUGCAAAGAGAAGGAGACAAUUGUGUACUACCUCAAAUCCUCGGCUGUUAUUUCGGACCGGCUGACACUUCGCAAGGGUGCAGAGGCGGUCAAGGAGUGGUUGGCUGCUGAGGGUUUUGGGAAACCUCUCUGGAUAUCUGCAAACGCACAUGCCUCCGCUAUCGCCGCAACGGUUCAGGAGCUCUUCCGGCGUGAGGGUAUCAAUGAACAGUGGUGUUGGGCCAAGACCAAUCCUCACAGCCAUCGGUUCGAGCCUGCCACAUGCCGACCAUCGUCGAGCUCGUUCAACCAGGUAAAGGCCCUGUUUGAACGUUCUGGCUGCGCCUACAUCGUCGAUGGACAUGUCAACGAUCGAGAUUUCACCUACACCGCCCCGGACUAUACCCACCAGGAGGAAGUAGCCUCCCGGCAGUUCUACACGACCAUCCGAAACCUCCAAAACACUGCAUCGGGCAAGGACGAUGAGGACGAAGACGUUGAGGAUGAUGACGAUAUGUGGACCUGCAUCGCCUGUGGCAAGUCUGUCAAGAUGAUCUCCAAACGUCGUCAUACGGGUCACUGUCAACGUUACAAGAUUUACCGCACUGAACGGAACGGUCGAGACGGUCGAGAAUCACCAACACCGUCCGUUUUCACUGAAGCAUCCACUCCCCGGCUGGUACCGACCCCUCGUCUUGUCGAUGCCUUUCCAGAUGCUAUGCCGGUCCCCAGGGCUCAUCAAUCGGGUCCCUCUACAUCCAGCAGCACUGGUCGAACUUCAGGGAUGGCGGACAUGUCCCUCGAGACUGCCGGUUUCGUUGAUCGCGCUGAGCCACUGUUCUUCACUGACCAGGCUACACCAGCUCCAUCUCCCCUGGCGUCUACAGCUACACUCCAGACUCCUAGCAUGGAGGAUCUAGCCGGUCCCCUACAAGAGGAUCUCGCCGCAGUGCGGCAGAACCGAUGGAAUGAUCAAGCUGACGAAGGUUGGAGUGGAUUCGACCUUGACGGACGUCAGGCAUCUCUCGAACGAGAGCGGUCGAUCGACGCUGACGUCUUAGGUUUGAUCAACCUGUCCCAGGAUGAGCCGCCCAGAGGUAGCCAGCCUCGAGCUCACACCCCCGAGGACAGGCAGGCUGUCCAAAGCGCAAGAGACCGACCAGAUGACCGACCGGUCGGUGAGGUCGUCGGUGAGGUCGCUCGAACCGAACAUAGCCGUCCAGAUCGUUUGCCAAGUCCGAUUGAGGAGAGCCAACGGACUGUCAGGGAUAGUCCUUCUCCCGGACCCGCCACCCCUGCGCAGAGGAGUAUUCAGAACGCCUCUGGCAGGACAAUUGCGCAACCUCAAGAACGUUCCGUGACUCCCGAAAUCCAAUACGCGGGAGAGACAGGUCGGCCGAUAGCGGCAAAUCCCGCCCGACCACAACCUCUGGGGGGUAGACGACGUGCCAUAGAAGCCACCCUGAGAGAUAUGCAAGCACUGUUGCAAGGUCUUGAUGAGGGAAGUCGCGCUAGGGCGUUAUCGGCCAUCCAGCAGGGUGAUCCUCUGCUGGCUUCACGUCACAUCCGUAAUCGGUUCCGGUCGGGCAAUCUGGACAACCCAGAAGGAGAUGUCAAUGAUCCUGUACCGCCCUAUGCAAGAGAGGUCCGUAUUGGGGAAGUCCUUAUGCAAGCAGGGCCUCCCGAGGGAUUCGGUCUUGCAGCAGAAGCCGGGAUGACGCCUCCGAGGGAGAUCCCGCACCAAGUCGAGCCUGUCUCUGGCCCGGGCGUUCCUCCCCCGCAGGAAGAACGUCCAGCUGCGUACUCAGACCGCAGUGGUCCGGUUCCUCCGUUGCCGCCUCCAGUCAGGCCUGCAGUUGAGCCUUCGGUCGAUCAACCUCCUCCUCCCUCUCUCCCUGCAAGGGGACGAGGCUAUCGCCGACGACGAUCGCCCAGACCUCAGGAGGGUCGCCCUCGUCCUGAGCCUGCCACUGAGCCUGCCACAUUGGCGAACAGGCGUGCAGCUGCGAUAAACAACAUUCGUAGGGGUCGGAGUGGACCGUCUGAGAGGGGGAGAGGGAAUCGUGCUGGAGAAGAGGGUCGUUCGAGGAUGCUGUCGGGCGUUGGUUGCCCCUUGAUCGUCCCAUGCAAAGUUCAUCGUCCUGCAGCGCAGGGGAACGUCUUGGCCGACCAUGUGCUUGUUCUUCAGUGUCGUAGCGCUUGGUCACGUUGGGUCGAUGAUGAGAGAUUAGGCGAACCCUGGAAGAAGUACUGCCCUUGUAAGCCGGGGAUUUGGGCGAGGGGUUCCGAGCGAAAGACAAUGGUCGGUGACAUUGGGGUGCAGGCUCGCGAAACCGUUGGUGUUGCCGUCGGUGUUGCCCUGAGUUCACUCCCUCAACGACCGCCGCCAAACUACACCGACGGCUUCGACCCGCAAUGCUUCUUGCUCGUCGAUGUCGAUGUCGAUCGUGCCCUCUUGGCGACCUUCCAAGUUCUCGGCGAUUGCCACCAUUCGGUGGUCGGGUCAAUCAUCCACCCACCCCAGGAGCGUUCGUUACUAUGGUAG
Messenger RNA from Filobasidium floriforme, 3021 nucleotides. RefSeq lists its product as uncharacterized. The transcript has 7 exons. NCBI's taxonomy places the organism in Eukaryota, Fungi, Basidiomycota, Tremellomycetes, Filobasidiales, Filobasidiaceae. The record is from RefSeq and is a predicted model, not a curated record. The coding region runs from base 1 to 3021 and encodes 1006 amino acids.